GUGUAGCAGGUGUUUGUUUUUUUAAUCUAAUUUCAGAUACUUGUUUUCGACAGCUCUGCAAAGUCAGAAGCAGGAGGAGGACGGACGCCCUUCAGCAGCCGCGGACGUGUGCGCACCGCUGGAGGCAGUCGAGCUGCAGACCGGAGCUCGUUUGGGAACAACUCCGGCUGAUGUGAGCAGCGGAGAGAAGAGAGCUGGGUGGGCAUCACAUGUGAGCCAAGUCUGCACAGAUACAACACACAGCCAAAGUAUGUCUGCGUCAGGGGCAGGCCGCCGCUCCGAGGGACCCGACUCAGGUGAAUGAGAGCACAUCUGCGGAUCGUCCGGUCUUUUCCCUCCUCUCCUCGCUGAGACGGCGGCUGGAGCUGCUCCGUGCCCGCUUCACCCCCGUUCAGUCUGGCAGGCGUCAAGGUGCAGCAGCAGCAGCAAUCAGGAGAGGGACGGAGGCAGGAAGAGCCGCUGCUUAAUUAACUAUCCGACCAAAACGCCGCCGCGCACCGCAACGUGACGGCUUUGCUGAGUGGCCGCAGACACAGAGACGCACCGGGAGAGGACACUAUGUCAAAGGACACGAGAGUGAAAGGUUCAUCACGAAAACACAGCGCCACUCAUUGGUGUCUGCAGAACAUCGCACAGGAAUCAGUCGACAGCUCCGAUGAGGAGUUCUUUGAUGCCAGAGCAGAUGUUAUGGAGGGGAAGAGCGCCAUUCUGCUGGGCAUGAGUCAGUGGAACUCCAAUGACCUGGUGGAGCAGAUCGAAACUCUGGGACACAUGGAGGACCGGUCGCAUGAGGGUCUGUACCAGCUGGGAGGUCCACACUGUGCCCCUCAGAGCAGCGUCGAAGGACUGGAAGACUUAGAGAGGAAAUGUCAGACGCAUGUGCUGCUGCUCGUGGUGCACGGAGGCAACAUCUUGGACACGGCAGGCGGAGACCCCAGCACAAAGGCGGGUGACGUGGCCACGUUAGCCUCGGUGCUGGAGAAGGUGACUCGGGUGCAUUUCCAGGCCGCUGCCGAACACGUAAUGAUCAAACUGGUGCCGUGUCCGGCUGUGUGCGCCGAAGCCUUCUCCCUGGUGUCCAAUCUGAACCCGUACAGCUACGAUGAGAGUUGUGUGUCCAGCAGCGUGGACCACCUUCCCCUGGCCGCCCUCCCCCUCCUCGCCAUCGUCUCCCCGCGCUACCAGGAUGCCGUGGCAACCGUCAUCGACCGGGCCAAUCAGGUCUACCGCAGCUUCCUGCAGUCGGAAGACGGCCAGGGAUUCACGGGUCAGGUGUGCCUGAUGGGCGACUGUGUGGGAGGAGUGCUGUGCUUCGACGCUUUGUGCUUCAGUAACCACCAGAGGCCCGGCAGCCCCAACAACAGCAGCAGGAACAACAGCACUGAGAGCCUGAAGGAUAACUCCGGCCUCCUGGGAGAUUCAGGCUCAGGUCUGAGCUCCAGCAAGAGGCUGAGCAAGAGCAACAUCGACAUCUCGGCACCCAACGAAGGACAGGGAGGCCCGCCGCUCAGCAGGAAGCAGAGCGACUCGUACGAUGGAGAUACUUCAUCCACGGGACAGCACAGCUUUUUCUCCAGUCUGAUGAAGGAGAGUGUGGAGGUACGUGGAGGCAGCAGCACCAGUCUGGUGUUGAACCCGGGCAGAUUUGACUUUGAGGUGUCAGACUGUUUCCUGCUGGGCUGUCCGCUGGGCCUCGUGUUGGCCAUGAGAUGCACUGUGCUGCCUGCAGUCCAGGUGAGCCAGCUCCAUCCGGCCUGUUCUCAGAUUUUCAACCUGUUUUACCCGUCGGAUCCUUCAGCCUCCAGACUGGAGCCGCUGCUUCAGCCUCUCUUCCACAAGUUACCACCAUUCGCUGUGCCGCGUUACCAACGCUACCCUCUCGGCGAUGGACGCUCAAUGCUCAUAGGCGAGAGCAUACAAGGCCAUCCAAAUGUGUUUUUGGAGGGUGAGCAGUUUCAUGGAGGUUCAGCUUCACAGCAUUCCUCUGAGACAAAGACCGAAGGCGGAGACGAGGGAGGCCGUAGAGCCAGCGUGACCAGUGUGGAAAGCGAAAUGUCGAUUUGCUCCAUGGGCCAGCUGGGAAACACUAUCUCUAACAUUUCCAGCAGCUGGUGGGGCUCCAAGAGGCUGGAUUAUGCUCUGUACUGCCCCGAUGUGCUGACCGCAUUCCCAACAGUGGCUCUGCCGCACCUUUUUCACGCCUCCUACUGGGAGUCCACUGAUGUAGCAGCUUUUGUUCUCCGGCAGCUCAUGCGAUGCGACUGUGUGAAGACCCAGGAAGCCGAUCACUUGGACUCGGCUCCGUUCUCUCCAUCCAGCCCACGCGAGAAAUGGCUCAGAAGGAGGACACAUGUCAAACUAAGGAACGUCACAUCCAACCACAGAGUGAAUGAUGUCAUUGCCACCGAGGACGGCCCCCAGACUCUGGUCGGUCGCUUCAUGUACGGCCCCUUGGACAUGGUCACGCUGACUGGAGAAAAGGUGGACAUUCUGCUGAUGACACAACCUCAGUCUGGCCGCUGGGUGCACUUUGACACCGAGGUGACCAAUAGCAGUGGCAGAGUCACUUACACCAUACCCAAGAGCAAGAAGCUUGGUCUGGGAGUGUAUCCGAUUAAAAUGGUGGUCAAGGGGGAUCAAACCAGCGCAGAGGCCUACCUGACUGUGUUGCCGUGGGGCAUGGAGUGUGUGGUCUUCAGCAUUGACGGCUCUUUUGCUGCCAGCGUGUCAAUCAUGGGCAGUGACCCGAAGGUCCGCCCUGGAGCUGUUGAUGUUGUCAGGCACUGGCAGGACCUGGGAUAUCUGAUCAUCUACAUCACAGGCCGCCCCGAUAUGCAGAAACAGCGUGUUGUAUCCUGGCUCUCGCAGCACAAUUUUCCCCACGGGAUGAUCUUCUUUUCUGAAGGCCUCGUUCAUGAUCCCCUGCGACAAAAGACCAUCUUCCUCAGGAACCUCAUACAGGAGUGUCACAUUAAGAUCAACUCUGCUUAUGGCUCCAUGAAGGACAUCUCUGUUUACAACAUGCUAGGCCUCAGCCCCUCGCAGAUUUAUAUUGUCGGCAGACCUUCAAAGAAGUACCAAAGUCAGUGCCAGUUCCUGAGCGAGGGUUAUGCAGCGCACCUCUCCACCCUUCAGUUUGGCCACAGAGCCAGACCGAAGAAAUCCCCCUCAGUUCGUAUGGUCUUAAGGAAAGGAUCAUUCGGUCUCUCAGCAAAGCCCGAUUUCCUGUGUAAGCGCACCCACCUCCGCAGGACCAUGUCGGUCCAACAGCCCGACCCGCCGUGCACACCCAACCCCAAGCCUGAGCGAGCCCAGAGCCAACCGGAGUCGGAUAAGGACCAUGGAGGUGGUGGACAAGGUGCAUGGGGACGGGCUUCCAUGCAUCGUGGAGACACCACUCCCUGACACCAAAAAAAAGAUGGAAGGAUUACAGGAGGACAGAAGAGUGUCCAGGGCCAAGGUGACACCUUACUGUGUGAAUACAGAAAAUUUGAAGGAUGAUUCCAACUUGUGUCUUAUUUUUGACCUCUGUUCUUAUCCAAAAUGCAUUCCUCAAAUUAGUAAGGCUGCUAGAAUGCUCCUCAUGCUGCUGCACCUGCAACGUCAUGACAGUAAACAUUAACAUAACCAUAAUAAAUCCUCACCUCAUGAUGUAGCUUUUCACCUUUUACUUCACUGCAUUGUCUGUUAAGCCUUUAAAAGCCCGGGGCUCUGCAAAGCCCUGACACAAACACAAAUUGAUUUUGCUCACUACUGUCGAGCUCCAGCAAAGUCAAUAAAUGUCCACCUUCAUUAAAUUAUAUCCUGUUGUGCAUCUGAUGCAUUACAGUGUUUGUUUUUAAGUCAGAGAUGCAUUGCUAUUUUUAUAAAUAAAUAAUUCUAAGAGCUUUAAAGAAUCGAAGGAAAUAAUGACAGAAGCUAAGAGGGAAAGUAAAGAGCAACUUGGGCUGUUUCCCUGAGACUGAAUAUUCAAGUGCCAACCUGAGUAAGAGAUGCUAUUAUUAGCAGCAGUUCCCUAGCAGGACUGAAUGUAAAUUUUCCCCAUGAUAAUGAUCAUGCAGGCACAUCUGCAAUGUCCUCCAAAGCUUGUAAUCCACUCAUUGGUAGAUUUGGAAAUAUUGUCAGUGCAAUUAUGGAGAUUGCAGCUGAGUCAUUCUGAGAGCCUGUAGAAACAAAUAUGCUGAAACAGCACCCACAAGCACCAUUCUGUGUGCAAACUUUGCCUCAAACGUGAGAGUCUUGACUAAUUUUCUUCUCAUUCGACAGUGUCACUUCUGCCUACUGUAAAUGUACAUUGGAUCCUCCGGUGUUCCUCACAGCUCUGCUUUACCUCCUGCUUGGCCCUCUACACUUUGACACCUGUUCGGUUCUUUUCCCCGAACCCGCUCAGUGGACAACGUCACUCGGUCUUUGGAAAUUCUGUCGAGGAUGGCAGCAAUUUUUUGCGAAUGUCUAUGUCAAAUAGUGUCUAAUUGUAUAACCAGAGGAAUGUACUUAAGAUGGGGAAACAUACAUACAUAUUUAUGCAUGCACACAUGCUCGAGGCGGUGAAAAAAGUGACGAUGAUGGCUACAUUAGAGCUUCUGAGACCUUCCCUCAGCCUAGAGCAGCAGUUUAACAGAUGUUGCACGACCAUUUGGUGCCGUUCCGACUGCUGCGCUGACAGGUGGUCAUGCUGAAGGACUCCUGCACUGACUCGCCAACCAAUGUAAAUAUUCACCGCACAUCACACCUGUGUGGGCCUCUGGACACAGAAGCACUGUGACAUUUAGGUUGGAGUCUGGAGCCCCCGAACAGCUAAACCUUUGCCAAACGCCUGCCUCUGCCUAUAUACCCCUCCCACUGCUGGAUGUUUCCUGGUUGGCUUACUGCACACAUCCCUUCCCCUUAAACCAGUCAGGCAGAACAUGCCUUUCGACAGCCGCCGAAGUGCUGCGGUGUGCAUGGCUCAGCCCCUGAGGUCACAUUUGCACUACACCGUGAUGGAUUUAGCUCCAGAAACAAAGACUUGCAUUUUAAUGGUAUUUGUAGUUUUUGUUUCUCCUCGCCCGUUGUGCAAUGUUGCCGCUGCUCGCUGGUUACUGUAACUGCUGAAAUAGAAAUAGAAAAGUGUUUAUUUGACCAAAAAUGUUUACAGAUUAACACACAGAUGUUGAGAGUGAUCAGAACUUGUUUCCCCACAUAAUUACAGUGUUAUUAGCAUUUUAGACAGCAUUAGUUUAGUUGCUUGGUAGUUGCAGUAGCUUCCAGGAUAUUGUACAAUAGACAGUUCAAACUCCGCCAGGAUGCCACUUCGCAUCCAUUAACUACAGCUGCACUGGAACCAAUAGAUUUGUGAUGAAAUCUGACACCAUCUUGUGCACUUGAGGUUGAAUUGAGUCUUACUGUGGUCAUGUUUAAAAAUCUGUGCAAGUUGAACAUAUUUUUCUAAGAACAAAUACUGUAAAUAGGAAUAUUUUCAAUGUAUGUUUUGGAGCAUUUGUUAUUUGACUCGUUGGAUGGUUGAGUUUUUGCCUUAAACUGUAUUUGAUGUUGUGUAGAUAUAAGAAAUCAUUCGUUUGGCCAAAGUAUUGAGUUUCACUGUUACUUCAUGACUAAAGUGUAUUUAAUCUAGUUGGUAUUUUUGCUUUAACAUGUUUUAGAUACUGUAUAUGUGUGUACGAGAGUGUGCGUGUGAGGUAUUUGCUAUAUAGUCAUAUUAGCGGAGAACGUGAAGACAGUGAUGACAAAUACUGUAAAGGCCAGUGUUAGCAUAUCUGCAUGUUCUCACUGCAGCACACUACUGCCGGUUUUUCAGAACGGAACAUAUAUUUUUACUGUAUUAGACUGAAGCAGAGCAUCGGAGGAUUACUUGGCCGAGGUUUUUAUACCUGCUAUGAAAGGAAAAGGGGGCUUCUGAGUUCUUACAGUGUCUUGUUUUAAGUAAAAAUCUGCAUAGCGAAGUGGAACGUACGAGCCGAGUGGGAGCCGUCUUCGGCUCAUUUUCUCUCACCUCCAGUAAUUAGCUAUUUGAUUGCUACUGUGUAUGAUUCCCUGUAGUGCCGCCCAUGUAGUUGCAGUGCACAAAUUAGCAUUCCUUGGUAAUUGUAUAAUAUUGUGGAAAAUACUGAAAUACUUAACUCGAUUUUGUUUUGCGUUUAGAUACUUAAUACUGAAACAUUGUUGUCCAACCAACAAAAAUGACCAUUCCAGCCAAUGUACACACAGUAGUCAAAGUGACUCCAUUUGUCUCUAGAACACGUACUGUAUAUUUUUGUAACACAUCAUAAGAGGGAAAUAUUCAAGGGUGGGCAGCAUUUUAGCAAAACGGUGUUAGUAAAUGGCAAAUAAUGAUCUAAUGGUUCAAUGGUGGUGGUUUUGUGCAUGUUGAUUAUUUGAUAUUGUUAAAUAAUUGCUAUAAAUGGCUAUAUUUGUGGAAAUCUAACCAUGAACAUGAAGUAUUGCGAAUAAGUGAUGACUAAUAAUUCAUGGUAAACUAGUACUCAAUGAGUAAAAUCUAAAUUAGUACUCAAAUUUAUCAUGAAUAGCGGAAUUUUGACAGUAAAAUACUCAACGAAAUGGAAAAUUGUUAGAAAUAUGUGCAAUUACCUCUUUAACGUCAGACUUUCUCUCAUUUAAUGGCUGACAAAUGGUACCAGUUUUCAUUUUGUGGGUAAAUAAUAAAAGUGAAUAAUCCCAAUGUCCAAAAUAAUGUUAAAUUACUGUUAAAUAUCACACAAACAGUCUCUGAAAUAUGAUUACCGCCGGACUAGUCCAAAUUAAUAUUGUCAAAUUAUGACUAACUGUUGGGUACUGACCUAAUUUGCCAUUUAUUAACAAUUUCAUUUGACUAGUAAGUUAACUAACACAAUGCAACAACUUCUUUUGAAAACUCUAGAGUUUUAUUUUUGGUCUUUUUGACCAGUUAGGGAAAAAAUACCUGGUUUCACUGCUGCAGAGUUUAUUGUUUUGUACAGAUCUCUUGUGAUGAACAUGUUAUUGUGUUUAAUGGACUCAGUCCAUCUUUCCUUAUUGCAUAAAUAAAGAUAUUUCACAGUUGAAGAAUUUA
This is a messenger RNA of Amphiprion ocellaris (clown anemonefish), 7048 nucleotides long. It is a transcript of the gene pitpnm3, whose product is annotated as PITPNM family member 3. The transcript is spliced from 19 exons. Gene Ontology annotation, molecular function: phosphatidylinositol binding; phosphatidylcholine binding; phosphatidylcholine intramembrane carrier activity. The coding region runs from base 559 to 3405 and encodes 948 amino acids. NCBI's taxonomy places the organism in Eukaryota, Metazoa, Chordata, Actinopteri, Pomacentridae. Gene Ontology annotation, biological process: phospholipid transport. Gene Ontology annotation, cellular component: cytoplasm. The record is from RefSeq and is a predicted model, not a curated record.